GGCAGAACACCCACUCAUGGACUGUGCUAACUGAACGGCUUCAGAUGCGGUGCGGUGUAGCAGGGUGCAGACAUCAAUAAUUUCAAAUGCAUUUGAGAAUUGGAUUGUGUGAAUCAACGCAUCAAAUCAGGUGACCAUGUCCACUUUGUCUUCCCUUGUUGCUGACUAUGGGUCCUCGUCGUCCGGGACUGACGAUGACAGUGAGUCAGAACAAGAAACGCCUUCAGGGCAAGAAGCAUCGUCGCCAACGGCUAAACUCCCGUUGCCAAAGCCAGACUUUGCCAACGGUCCAACUUCGAAAAAUUCAGUUUUCAUGAAUCCUUACGUAGAAGCUGAGAUUGCUAAGAAAGCAAUUUUGGAGAAACAUGUGAAAAUGGUGCCAAGCAAAGAUGAAGUAAGGUUUAUAAAUGGCAAACAAAUUUGUUGGAAUUAUAGGAAAGGAAGAUGUCGCUUUGGUCACAACUGCAAAUUUGCACACGACUCAGAUCUUAUUCAAUCAGCAACUCAUAGUAGUUCAUUUUCUGGUAAUGUUUCUGGACAAACUGUGCCGGAACGAGAAUCAGCCUCUCCAGAACCUGAACCUGACCCUGAGGAAGGGGAGGAUGGACAACUUAAACGUAAAAAGAGGCCAGGACUGAGUCAGACGUUGGUGCCAGGCAAGAAAGUCCUUAAUAUGUACAAAAAACAAAGGGUCAAAGAAACACCCUGGAAGUCCUAACUUCGAAACUAUAUGUAUCUUAGUCUACAAUGUUGACUUGUCUAGUGUGUCGUAACAAGCAAAAGCAAUAAUAGUUCCACAGAUAGGGGCGUCUCCUUGUGGUAAUUUAUUCAAAAUUUAGCCAUAAUUUUCAAUGAUCUUUCACGCUUGAUUAUAAGUGGCCGUUCACAUAUGCUAAUUAAGGAUGAUUUAGAGAGCAGUGUUAGUUAUAAAACUGUCCCUCUAAAUAAUAAUCAAUGCUAGUUUGAACAUUUUCUGGCUGUGAUUGUUCUGAACACAAACUUGUGCUGUAUGAUGUCUUAAGUGUUCAAUGCAGGAUACCAUAUCUUGGACUGUGAAAUUCAUUUAUCUGACUGCUUACAGUUUAACAAGUAAGGUAAGUCAUUGUAUCUGAGAAAUCUGGGAAAAUUCUCAGUAUUAUUCUCUAGUAGGCAUCAUUGGGUCUGUUUACAGGGUCGGAUUAUUGCUCUGAAAUUGUUGCAAACAUUUUAGAUCAAUGUUUAAAGUAUUUCAUUACAGUUUUUUUUUUUGUUGUACCUAUAGAUUUUAGACUUUUGUAUUCUGUGUUAUGGAAGCAAAGUGUAUUACAGGAUAUAAAAUGACAUUAGAAAAUAAAAAUUCUAAAGAUUAGAAAUUAUUUAUUAACACAUAUUGAUAAGAGUUCUGUUGUAAUACACGACUUUAAUAAUAUAUGAAGAAAUGAAAAAAUAGACAGUAUCAGGCUGAAACUUUGUACAUAGUAAAUUAAUUCAAAAAUUGGCCUUAAUAUGGUGAAAGCUUCAACCAGCUCAUAUGUGAAUUCAUGAUACAACUUAAGAACAUGUCUUAAAUGUUUUCUGACAACAAGGUACAUGACGUGAAAAUGAAUGCAAAUUAAUUAACCACACUGAUAGUGAUAAAUUUCAAGACUGCAAAAUGAAGUGGUGACUGUACAGGGCCUGAAGAAAUAUGUUCAAUUUACUAACUAGAAUGGCCUGGCAUGAAUUUUAAUAGCAAAACAAACUGGUAACAAAA
Messenger RNA from Thrips palmi, 1732 nucleotides. RefSeq lists its product as uncharacterized. The coding region runs from base 137 to 718 and encodes 193 amino acids. The record is from RefSeq and is a predicted model, not a curated record. NCBI's taxonomy places the organism in Eukaryota, Metazoa, Arthropoda, Insecta, Thysanoptera, Thripidae. The transcript has 2 exons. Gene Ontology annotation, molecular function: metal ion binding.